Messenger RNA from Nerophis lumbriciformis (worm pipefish), 2174 nucleotides. Lineage: Eukaryota; Metazoa; Chordata; Actinopteri; Syngnathiformes; Syngnathidae. The record is from RefSeq and is a predicted model, not a curated record.
ACAUGUGAAUCGAUCCACCUGGCCGAGUCGACAUUGGUAUCGUCGAGGGAGUGUCACAUAGUCCAUGUAGUAACUUGUCACAUAGUGUUUGUUAGUGGCUGCCAGCACAAGUCGCCUUCAUUCCAAGCCUAAAGCGUUUAUAGCAGGACAUGGCGGCCCAGUGUGUGAGCAAGGUGGAGCUGACAGUGUCCUGUGAUCAUCUCCUGGACAAGGACUUUGGAUCCAAGUCAGAUCCUCUGUGUGUGUUGUCCAUGAACACCUCAGACUCACGCUGGUUUGAGGUAGAACGCACAGAAAAGGUCCAGAAUUGCCUCUGCCCGAAGUUUGCCAAAAAGUUUGUUAUUGACUACUACUUUGAGAUGGUGCAGAAUUUGAAAUUUGGAAUUUAUGACAUUGAUAAUAAGACCAUUGAUCUCAGCGAUGACGACUUUUUAGGAGAGCUGGAGUGCACCUUGGGCCAGGUGGUGUCCAGCAGACAACUGACUCGCCCGCUGGUCCUGAAGAACAAGACCCCUGCAGGAAAAGGGACCAUUACAGUCACUGCUGAAGAGAUCAAAGACAACAGGGUGGCCAACUUUGAGGUGGAGGCCAGGAAACUGGAUAACAAGGAUUUUUUCGGGAAGUCUGACCCGUAUCUGGAGUUCUACAAGCAGACCCAGACUGGAUGGCAACUGGCUCACAGGACCGAGGUGGUCAAGAACAACUUGAACCCCACAUGGAGACCCUUCAGAAUCCCCCUGCAGUCUCUCUGCGCAGGAGACAUGGACAAACCAAUAAAAGUGGACUGUUUUGACUACGACGACGAUGGCUCUCAUGAUCUCAUUGGCACCUUUCAGACCACCAUGACACGCCUUCAGGAAGCAUCACGCACCUCUCCGGCAGAGUUUGAGUGUAUCAACAGUAAAAAGAAACAGAAGAAGAAAAGCUACAAGAACUCAGGUGUUGUGAGCGUGAAACAAUGUCAGGUGGUCAAGGAGUACACAUUCCUGGAUUACAUUAUGGGCGGCUGUCAACUCAACUUCACUGUUGCAGUCGACUUCACCGGCUCUAAUGGUGACCCAAGGUCACCCCAGUCUCUGCAUUACAUCAGUCCACAGGGGGUCAACGAGUACCUGUCUGCUAUCUGGUCAGUCGGCAACGUCAUCCAGGACUAUGACAGUGACAAGAUGUUUCCUGCCUUUGGCUUCGGUGCACAGAUCCCCCCAACAUGGCAGGUCUCCCAUGAAUUCCCACUCAAUUUCAACGCCUCCAAUCCAUUCUGUGCAGGUGUAGAAGGUAUCGUGGAGGCCUACAGGGUUUGUCUGCCCCAGGUCAAACUUUACGGCCCCACCAACUUCUCCCCAAUCAUCAACCAUGCUGCAUGUUUUGCAAAGCAGGCCUUGCAGCAGAACACUGCAUCACAAUACUUUGUGCUGCUCAUCAUCACUGACGGAGUCAUCACAGACAUGGACGACACUCGCAACGCCAUCGUCAACGCCUCGCGUCUGCCCAUGUCCAUCAUCAUCGUGGGAGUGGGCGGAGCCGACUUCAGCGCCAUGGAGUUCCUGGAUGGAGACGACGGGCGUCUUCGCUCCAUGACAGGCGAGGCGGCCAUGCGGGACAUCGUCCAGUUCGUACCAUUCAGGAACUUUCAGAACGCCCCCAGCCAGGCUCUUUCACAAAGUGUUCUGGCAGAGUUACCUCAACAAGUGGCGUCCUUCUUUGGACUGCUCAAACUCAAGCCCCCCCGCCAGCCAUAGGGGCACCAAAGGAGGCGCUGGCCAAGAGUGUGUUGGCUGAAGUCCCAGGUCAGCUGGUGGAGUUCUGCACCGCCAUGAAGCAGAGUCCACCCAUCACCAAACCUGCAGGUACCAUCUGAUGCAACAACAAAGCUGUCCUCUCCUUAAAUCCACUUCAUCUCAAUCAUUAACACAUCGACCAAUUUACUGCUGCCACGCUUUAUUGACAAGAUAUUUUAGCUUUGCAUCGUACAACCACCAGUAUUUACCACGCUGCUCUCUUUUAAUUCCAACUUGUUUUAUUACAUUUAUACAUGAGUGUUUUAUGUAUACAAAGGUGUGUGAUACGACAUCCACAAUGCUGUUUUUGUCAUACAGGUGAAACUCCAAAAAUGUGAAUACAGGUAAAAGCCAGUAAAUUAGAAUAUUUUGAAAAACUUGAUUUAUUUCAGUAAU